CAUAUUUUUCGCUUGACAUUUUGGCACUAUUUACUCGUAUAUAAACGGGUGGUAGGCCUCGAUGGGCUAUGAGUUCUUACUGGAGUUUCGCAGUGGCAAAUUCAAACUAAGACUAGAUCCAAUACCCAAUCGCUUCAACAUGCAUCGAAUGCUGCUGUACACUUUGGUUAUCGUCGCCCUCGCCUUGGUCCAGGCCUGCCAUCAGAUCCAUUAUAAUCUGACAUUUCCUGCUGUGAAUCAAGUCUCUUCUGGGCUCAGCCUUGGCCAGAGUUUGACGAGGGAUCUGUCCACGAUUUCGAUGUCGCUGUCGGUGGCGGUGUCUCCUCUGGCGCCCAAUCUUUGCCGCCAUGGGAACCCUUUUACGCUGGGGCAUUAGUU
Molecule: messenger RNA, 378 nt
Organism: Drosophila miranda
Lineage: Eukaryota; Metazoa; Arthropoda; Insecta; Diptera; Drosophilidae
Exons: 2
Coding region: 62-376 (104 amino acids)
Source: RefSeq, a predicted model, not a curated record